AUGCACGCGCGAAAUGCAGUCAACGAGACCAAGACGCCCCCGGGCGAGAACAAUCGGCUCGUGAUCCUCACCGCUCAGAGCUCGGAGCCGUCUGCUGGGCCUCACAAACAUACGACCUCUAUGUUACCAUCUACAACGCAUUGUGCGACUGUUGGUCCUCGCCGUCACUAUCCUUCAAUUCCGGCUGCGUGUCUUGUUUGCCGUAGAAAGCAUCUGAAAUGCGACGGGCAACGUCCUUGUUCCCGCUGCAGAGCUGCCAAUCAGGAUUGUGUCUAUGUCGCUUCCCGUCGCGGAUACAAUGGCCGUAAACGUAUGGUCGCCGAAUCCAUUGAUCAUCUUGAGGCAACGAAGAACCAUGGUCCACUUGUCACGGUCACGGAGACAGCAAUCGAUCCCGUCCCCCCCUUGUCCGCAGCGGAAUUUCCCUCCAUCCUCGAUCCCUCCGUAAUCUCGCGCGUCGCCCCAGAGCACUCGGGUACUGAUACAGGGCCCCCAAUUGGCAUGUUUUCUCAAACUACCCCUUCAAGCACGUUGUCUAUCUAUUCCUUCCAGACACCGCUUGGCAGCAUAAGCGGCAAUCCGCACCUGGGCUUUGACUACGAAAUGCCCCGGGCACUUCCUCAGAGGGAUUGUUACCUUGAGUCAUUUUAUCGAAAUUUCUACGCCGCCCAUCCGUUUAUACUCCCAAAGGAGCCUCUUAUUUUCUUAGCACAAGAGACUCCCUUGGAGCCUUUGCUUGCUGCUAUGAGGUGGAUUGGUUCCCUAUAUAUUGAGCGAGACACCUCCCCCAGCCUGUUCAGAGAGGCAUCUCGUCUAAUAGAUGGUAACACUGUCAAAGACGGCUUUUUGGUGCAGGCAAGGUUGCUUCUUGCCAUUGGACUUGACGGAAACCAUCGACUUCAAAAGGCCAGGAAUCUCAUGGCAGAAGCCCGGGAUAUCUCAAUCCAAUUAGGUAUGAACAGCCAUUUAUUUGCAACCGCCAACGGGCAAGGAUCUCCGAUAGUUGAAGAGAGCUGGCGGAGGACAUGGUGGGAGCUCUAUGUUGUCGAUGCCCUUAUGUCUGGUGUGCAUCAAACGGACAUCUUUACCUUGUACGAUGUCCCUUCAAAUGUUGCUCUGCCUUGUGAAGAGUCCCAGUAUCUCGCAGGAGAAAUACCUCCCCCGAAGCAACCAAAUAAUCUGGAGAACAUCGGGCCGUUCGACGGCAGGCCAUUGUCGUCGUAUGCCUAUCGAAUUCAAUGUGCCUGCUUCCUAGGCAUCCUCCAAAGGACGCCAACGGAGAUCGAACAUAUCGACAAGCUCCUCGCCAAUUGGAUGCUUCGUUUACCACCUUCAAAAUACGACACUUAUGCUAAGGGCGAAUCAGAUGAAAUGCUGUUUCAGGCUAUCAUGAUGUGGCACGCUAUCACUAUUCUACUACACCAGCCUCACUCACAACUAGAUCCGUCGCCAACUUACCACAUUCAGGCUUGCGCACCGAACACGCCUGCCUUGUCCAAGGAUACCUUCAACUCACAUACUAGACGAACUAUCCGGUCUGCGACGGAGCUCAGCAAGUUGAUCAUGCAUCGCGUUCCUCUCCUCAAACAUACUCAUUUCUUUGCUUACAUGGUAACACUAUCAUCGACAAUCCAUCUCAGUAGAUGGGCACUGGCCUUUGUGGCACAAGAUGAUGAUGACCUCCGCCAAAGCAUGCGUUAUAAUAUCGGUGCCCUUCUAAAGUAUGCUGCUAUGUGGCCUAUGGCGCAACACAUGGGAUGUCAAGUAAAGCAAAUUGCAAAGGAGAUAUACACGAUGAAGAAGCGGGAUCGACAAAAGACCCAGGAAUAG
This is a messenger RNA of Fusarium coffeatum, 1830 nucleotides long. RefSeq lists its product as uncharacterized. NCBI's taxonomy places the organism in Eukaryota, Fungi, Ascomycota, Sordariomycetes, Hypocreales, Nectriaceae. The record is from RefSeq and is a predicted model, not a curated record. Gene Ontology annotation, biological process: DNA-templated transcription; regulation of DNA-templated transcription. The transcript has 3 exons. The coding region runs from base 1 to 1830 and encodes 609 amino acids. Gene Ontology annotation, molecular function: zinc ion binding; DNA binding; DNA-binding transcription factor activity, RNA polymerase II-specific.